AUGCGCAUUGCCCAGGCGAUGCUCCGAGAUGAUAUCGUUUGCGGCCUUGGAACGACGUUUGGCGGUCGUCGGUCCGGUUCCGAGGACCGUCGCGCCACUCGGCCGGAAACAGGGGAUCGUCGCGAUCGACCGCACAUAUCGGGGAAAAACCAGCGGAGGGAGCGCUUCGGAGGGGCGAGUCACAGUCGGAAGGAGGACGCGCAGUGA
Messenger RNA from Sparassis crispa, 207 nucleotides. RefSeq lists its product as hypothetical. Bases 1 to 207 code for a protein of 68 amino acids. The transcript has a single exon. The record is from RefSeq and is a predicted model, not a curated record. NCBI's taxonomy places the organism in Eukaryota, Fungi, Basidiomycota, Agaricomycetes, Polyporales, Sparassidaceae.